CCUCUUCUUGAAGGAGCUUGCAGCUGAGAAGGCCAAGACCGUCGCUGUCGAAACCAAGUUGAAAGAGCAGCUGUUGGCACGUGAACAAGAGAUUACCGCUGUGCAAGCUCGCAUGCAGGCUAGUUACCAGGAUCAUGUGAACGAAACCCAGCAGUUGCAAGGAAAGAUUCGGACUCUUCAAGAACAGCUUGAGAACGGCCCCAGUACGCAGCUAGCUCGCUUGCAGCAGGAGAACUCGAUCCUGCGGGAUGCUCUGAACCAAGCCACAAGCCAGACGGAGAGCAAGCAAAAUGCAGAACUAGCCAAGCUGCGGCAGGAGUGCAGUAAACUAAUGAAAGAGCUGUCUGAAAAAUCGGAGACACUUCAUCAGGAGGAGCAACAGAAAAAGAACCUGGAGAUAAAGGCUGCUGCAUAUGAAAAACAAAUCAACCAACUCCAGACUUCUCAAAAAGAAACUGAGGCGACGCUGCAGAAGAGGCUGGAUGAAGUAAGCGAGGAGCUCCGCAAAUCCCAGACCAGCUACAAGAACCUGCUGGCGGAGAUGGAGAAGGCGAAGGACCAGCAGCAGAGCAUUGCUGAGUCUGAAGCCAAGCUGCUGUCCUAUGAAGCAGAGGUGAAAAGUAAAUCAGAGGAGCUGAGCAGCCUGAAAGUGAAGCUGCUAGAAGCCAGCUCUGAAAACAAGCAACUCGCGGAGAGGAUCAAAUCCAUUGAAGCUCUCCUGGAGGCAGGCCGUGCGAAGGAAGUGGAGAAAGAUGCAGACUUGCAGGCAGCUAAUCAAGCAGAAAUGAGCCAGCUGCAGCUAAGACUUCAAGCGAAGGCUGACCAGGUCUCCUCGCUCGAAAAGGAAGCUCUGGAGCUGAGAGAGAUAAUCGAACAGCAGAAAACAAAAAACAACGAUCUUCGCGAGAAGAACUGGAAAGCAAUGGAGGCUUUGGCCUCAGCUGAGAGAGCACAUGAAGAAAAACAGCUUUCUUCCACAAAAGCAAAGGAAGAUUUGGAGCAGCAGCUUAAUGCAAUUCAGACGCAAACAAAGCAGACGCUGCUUUCUCUCUUCCCACAGAUCACUCUAGUUCCACAGCAGGCUUAUGAGGAGUGGCUACAGGAAUUUAAAAAGAAGAGUCUGGGAAUUUUAAAGCAGCAGACAGCUAAAACAGAAUCUCUUGAUUCAGCACUUAAAUUAAAAGAAGCAGAAGAGGCGCAGAGCACUUUACAAGCAGAAUGUGAGCAGUACAGAACUAUUCUUGCUGAGACGGAAAGAAUGCUCAAAGACCUGCAGAAGAGCGUGGAGGAGGAGGAGCAUGUGUGGAAAGCAAAGCUAACGGUGUCGGAAGAGGAACUGCAAAAGUCACAAGUCCGAGUGAAAUCUCUUGCAGAGGCUGUGGACCAGCUGAGGGUAGAGCUCCAGAACACAGAUCAGCUGAAGGAAUAUACUUCUCUUCUGGAAGCACAGCUGGAAAAUCAAUUGGAAACGGCCAAUUCCGAACGCCAGAACUACACAAAAGAAGUUGAAGCAUUGAGGCAGCUCCUCUCUGAAUCCCAAGAACACCUGGAUGCAGCAAAAGCAGAAGCACAGAAGCAAAGCCAGGAGCUUGCAUUGGUCAGGCAGCAGUUGAGGGAGAUGAAGAGCCAUGUGCAUGAUGGAGAAGCAGCUGGGUCGCGGGCUGACCCAAGCGAGCGUGAGCCCCUUGAGUUGAAAACGCAGCUGGAACAAACUGAAGCCAACGUGGAUAAUGAGCAAGCACUGAGGCAGAAGCUAGCGCUGGAGUUUGAAGAAGCGCAGAGCUCUGUGUGCAGUUUGCAAGCCGAACUGGAAAAGCUGAGAUCUGCUGCAAACAUAGCGUCCUCGGAAACUGAGGAGGUUCAGCACCUGAAGGAAAGACUUGAGAAGGAGAAGAAGCUAACGAAGGACUUGGGACAAGCCGCUACCAAGCUCCAAGAGCUAUUGAAGAUUACCCAGGGACAACUGGCCAAAGAAAGAGAAGCAGUGAAGAAAUUGAAAGAGCAGCUUCAAGAAACGGGGGAAGACAACGGUUCAAAGGAAGGAACUUCUGUCUGAUGGGUCUAAGAUCUAGAAUUUACUAUUCCACUUACCAAAAUGCCUUACACGUUCCUAAAAAAUAUAUGCUCAGUUCUUUGCAGAUAAAGACACACAAGCCAUUAGUGACCCCAGAAACCUCCUAGUUUGAGAUUUAAAAGGAUACAAGUACACACUGCAGAUGUACAUCGGUAAAGGAAGUUUCAUACUGUUUUUUCGUAAAACUGUGUUCCCUGCAGAAAACCCUGACUAUGUCAGCCAGCUGCUUCCAAGCCUUUACCUUCUGUAGUAACAGAAUCCAUGAAUGUGCGAAAAGGGAAGACUCUGUGUGUGUUCAUCAAUCAGUGCAAUUUUUGUCUUUUUUGGAGUGAAUGAAGCCUGGAAGGUACAUGACGCCCCUGUUCGUCGUACCAGGCGGCUGUUGGCAAGUGUCCUUGUGAAUUUCUGGAUGGUAAUGCAAUUAAACCAAUGGUGUAGCUAA
This is a messenger RNA of Chelonoidis abingdonii (Abingdon island giant tortoise), 2516 nucleotides long. RefSeq names its product ribosome binding protein 1 (gene RRBP1). Lineage: Eukaryota; Metazoa; Chordata; Testudines; Testudinidae. Gene Ontology annotation, biological process: protein transport. Gene Ontology annotation, cellular component: endoplasmic reticulum membrane. The record is from RefSeq and is a predicted model, not a curated record.